AUGGAUCUGAAGGACAGCACCAGUGAGGGCAGCAUGAGCAGCCUGCAGCCUUCCAGCAUCCACAUCUUUGCCAACACCUCCACUCUCCAUGGCAUCCGUCACGUCUUCGUCUAUGGGCCAGUGACCAUCCGUCGCCUGCUCUGGACUUUGGCUUUUGUGGCUUCUUUGGGUUUUCUCUUGGUUGAGAGUUCAGAUCGAGUGGCUUUUUAUUUCUCCUAUCAGCAUGUGACUAAAGUGGAUGAAGUGGUGGCCAACAGUUUGGUUUUUCCUGCUGUCACCAUCUGUAACCUCAAUGAGUUUCGUUUCUCUCGGCUCACCACCAACGACUUGUAUCAUGCUGGGGAGCUUUUGGCUCUUCUUGAUGUCAACCUGCAGAUCCCUAACCCUCACCUAGUUGAUCCAGCUGUUUUAAGCAUCCUCCAAGAAAAGGCUAACUUUAAGCAGUAUAAACCAAAAGUAUUCAACAUGCAGGAGUUCCUGGCAAGGGUUGGGCAUGACUUGAAGGAUAUGAUGCUCUACUGUAAGUUCAAAGGCCAAGAGUGUAACCAUGAGGACUUCAAAACUGUGUUUACAAAGUAUGGGAAGUGCUACAUGUUCAACUCAGGAGAAGAAGGACGACCUCUCCUCACCACAGUCAAGGGUGGAACAGGCAAUGGGCUGGAGAUCAUGUUGGACAUACAGCAGGAUGAAUACUUGCCAAUCUGGGGAGAAACAGAGGAGACAACGUUUGAGGCUGGAGUCAAAGUGCAGAUCCACAGCCAGGCUGAGCCACCUUUUGUCCAGGAGCUGGGUUUUGGGGUGGCUCCUGGCUUCCAGACCUUUGUGGCCACCCAAGAGCAAAGGCUGACCUACCUGCCCCCUCCCUGGGGUGAAUGUCGCUCGGCGGAUCUGGGCUUAGACUUCUUUCCUGUUUACAGCAUCACAGCCUGCAGGAUCGACUGUGAGACAAGGUACAUCGUGGAGAACUGCAACUGCAGAAUGGUUCACAUGCCAGGGGAUGCUCCUUUCUGUACCCCAGAGCAGUACAAGGAAUGUGCAGAGCCUGCACUUGGCUUGCUGGCUGAAAAGGACAGCAGUUACUGCAUCUGCAGGACACCCUGUAACCUGACCAGGUACAACAAAGAGCUCUCCAUGGUCAAGAUCCCCAGCAAGACCUCAGCCAAGUACCUGGAGAAGAAGUUCAACAAGUCAGAAAAAUACAUCUCAGAGAAUAUUCUUGUGCUGGACAUAUUUUUUGAAGCACUCAACUAUGAGACAAUUGAGCAGAAGAAAGCCUAUGAAGUGGCAGCCUUACUUGGUGACAUUGGAGGCCAGAUGGGGCUGUUCAUUGGUGCUAGCAUCCUCACUAUCCUAGAGCUCUUUGACUACAUCUAUGAGCUCAUCAAGGAGAAGUUAUUAGACCUGCUUGGCAAGGAGGAAGAGGAAGGGAGCCACGAUGAAAACGUGAGCACUUGUGACCCCCUCCCCAACCACUCAGAGAGCAUCAGCCACACUGUGACGGUUCCUCUGCAGGCCACGCUGGGCACGCUGGAGGAGAUUGCCUGCUGACCUCCCCUUCCACCCCCUCCCACUCCACAGUGCCACCACACCUAAGGGAGGCCAAGAAAAGUGCCCAGGAGAGCAGGGAACCAGCUCAGGUUUGCAAGGAGGGGACCAGGCCAAAGGGUUGCCAAUGAAAGCAGUGGGAUGAGCAAAGCAAAGGAAGGCAAUGGCUAUGCAUUUAAACCAAAAUCAAGCUCUCUAUUCUCUCCACACUCAAAAGCAAGUGAGAAGCACCUUGGACUUGUGUUGUUCCUCUUGGGGGAAGGGGUUUUUGGCACCAAGCUGGAAGGGCAGCAGCUCCUUUAGCCCCCUCCUCUCCCACCUCAGCUCCCAUUGCCCAGAGCCACUUGCAUGCCACUUGUUGUUGCCAGCUGGAGAGUCAGCUCUUGGCUUUAGGAGCUCUGUUCCUCUUUGCAAUCUCUGCUCAGUCACUCCCAGAAGGAACUCAGCCAUGCCCUGACCUCACCAUUACCAACAGCCACAAAAACCCCCCCAGAGCAGCAGCUCUUUGGGAGUCUUUCUCCUUCCUUCACUCCCUGGGGCUCAGGCUGUGAUGCCUCUGGAAAGCUGAAGCCCAGGGGGGGAUAAAGCUUGCCAGGCAGCCCAAGGUGAGCAGCAUCCCUGCACAGGGGCC
Messenger RNA from Colius striatus (speckled mousebird), 2176 nucleotides. Its product is annotated as acid-sensing ion channel 2. Lineage: Eukaryota; Metazoa; Chordata; Aves; Coliiformes; Coliidae. The record is from RefSeq and is a predicted model, not a curated record. Gene Ontology annotation, molecular function: ligand-gated sodium channel activity. The transcript has 10 exons. Gene Ontology annotation, biological process: sodium ion transmembrane transport. Gene Ontology annotation, cellular component: membrane. Bases 1 to 1548 code for a protein of 515 amino acids.